AGGAGCUCGGCCCUCGACCCCGGGACGAGCCGCCCCUCACCCUGUCACUCCCAGACGCACCCGCAUUGCUGGCACGAGGGCCACUGGAUGUGCUUCGUGCAAAAGCCGCAUCCACUUCCAAAAGUGGGCUGAGCCUGCAGCCCAGAAAGCAGGGGGAGCGGUCGGGAUAGAGCUCCGUUAGCCGCCCAACGACCAGGGUAGUUUAGGAGCAUCCUGAAGUUCCGGGGACAAGAAGGGCCUACAAGCCAGCGAAGUUACAAAGCAGAGUGUCGUUCCUUUGAAGGAUGGGAUAUAUUUCAUUUCAACCCUGCAACAACCUCCUUUCAACUGUUUAAAUGAGAAUGUCCUUGGCUCAGAGAGUACUACUCACCUGGCUUUUCACAUUGCUCUUCUUGAUCAUGUUGGUGUUGAAGCUGGAUGAGAAGGCGCCUUGGAACUGGUUCCUCAUCUUUAUUCCAGUCUGGAUAUUCGACACUAUCCUUCUGGUGAUGCUGAUUGUGAAAAUGGCUGGGCAGUGUAAAUCUGGCUUUGACCCUCGGCAUGGAUCACACAGCAUUAAAAAGAAAGCCUGGUACCUCAUCGCAAUGUUACUUAAAUUAGCCUUCUGCCUCGCACUGUGUGCUAAACUCGAACAGUUUACUACCAUGAAUCUCUCCUAUGUCUUCAUUCCUUUGUGGGCCUUACUGGCUGGGGCUUUAACAGAACUGGGAUAUAAUGUCUUUUUUGUGAGAGACUGACUUCUAAGCACAUCAUCUCACUUUCUUUUGCUUUCAACAAGCUGUAAUAAAAGUGUUCUGAAACUUCACAAAGCUUCAAGAACUGAGUGGAAAAUACCAAAUGUAGUCUUACACUACUUCCAUGAAACAGGACUGGUGAGUCAACCCAAAGCUGAAUUAUUCAGUAUUUGAGUUAGUGAUACUGUCAUCAUCCUAUGUAAAUAAAGUUUGUUUUCAACCUUA
This is a messenger RNA of Jaculus jaculus (lesser Egyptian jerboa), 959 nucleotides long. RefSeq names its product transmembrane protein 60 (gene Tmem60). NCBI's taxonomy places the organism in Eukaryota, Metazoa, Chordata, Mammalia, Rodentia, Dipodidae. Bases 336 to 737 code for a protein of 133 amino acids. The record is from RefSeq and is a predicted model, not a curated record. The transcript has 2 exons.